AUGAGGCUGUCGACAGUAUUACCUCUAACUAGCUUUGGAAAUGUGCUAUUGUUCCUCUUCAACAUAAUACUGGCGUCUACGAUUGUUUUUCUUAACGUUUCUGUAUUUGUUUCCAUUAUGAUCAAUAAGUCACUUCGCAGCGAAAACCGAUUUAUGUAUAUGCUCAGCACUUGCUUAAGCGACGUGUGUUCAGGUGUUUCUUAUUACUAUGCUGGCGUACUUGACGUCAGGGACAGCUACGAUUCUCCAAAUAGAACUUACUUUAUCGCUCCAACAUUUCUGGGGCUUUCUUAUAUGGCAAUUUUAGCAGCUCAAGCUGACAGAUAUCACGCCGUAAGCUCACCUUUCAAAUACUCCCAGAGAAUGACUCGCAAUCGGACUCUACUGGUAAUUUUAGCAUAUUGGGUUUACGCCUUCAUCAUCGUUGGGGUGAGCAACUUGGUAACAAUGGGAACUGCCAAAAAGGUCACUAGCAUCGGAACGUUUGCUGCAAACAUUGUCACUGUAAUUAUAAUGAUAGGGCUCAAUAUUAGAUUGUUCUUAAUUGCAAAGUACCAGUUAAACAGGGACCCUCCCUCAGUGGAGAGAGAACAGAAGAAGUCGUCAAUAUAUCUUAUAAUUCUGGUUGCUAUAUGUUUCUUAGGUACAUGGCUACCCAUAUUCCUUCACAUUAUAGUCUGUAGCUUCACAGGAUCCACUUGCUAUGCUUUCAAAAACGAAGGCACGGACCCUCUGAGAACUUUGCCUCGAGUAAAUGCAGUCCUCACUCCUAUGUUGUACAUUCGAGGUUGCACUUCUUUAAAGGAGACGCUUUUCAGCACAGUUUGGAAAACUUGCUGCAGAAGACGAAGGUAA
Messenger RNA from Megalops cyprinoides (Indo-Pacific tarpon), 855 nucleotides. Its product is annotated as adenosine receptor A2b-like. Bases 1 to 855 code for a protein of 284 amino acids. Gene Ontology annotation, cellular component: membrane. The record is from RefSeq and is a predicted model, not a curated record. Gene Ontology annotation, biological process: G protein-coupled receptor signaling pathway. NCBI's taxonomy places the organism in Eukaryota, Metazoa, Chordata, Actinopteri, Elopiformes, Megalopidae. Gene Ontology annotation, molecular function: G protein-coupled receptor activity. The transcript has a single exon.